Messenger RNA from Cercocebus atys (sooty mangabey), 3477 nucleotides. It is a transcript of the gene TMEM50A, whose product is annotated as transmembrane protein 50A. The record is from RefSeq and is a predicted model, not a curated record. The transcript is spliced from 8 exons. NCBI's taxonomy places the organism in Eukaryota, Metazoa, Chordata, Mammalia, Primates, Cercopithecidae. Gene Ontology annotation, biological process: late endosome to vacuole transport via multivesicular body sorting pathway; protein targeting to vacuole.
UUUUAACUUAAGUGAAAGGAGGUUCUGCUCCGGGACCUCUUCCUGGAUCUCUCCCUCCACCCUCUGUGUUCUUUCGGGUGCACCAUAGGGUCAAAGCCGCAGCAACGCCGUCUCUGUGUGAUCGCAUAAUGCCCUUCUGUAGCACGACCUUCCCCCGAGAGUGACCAGCUACCGGACAGGCACCACGGAGGGGUACCGAGCACCUCCCGGACCGGCGGCUGCAGGAUCGCGAGUGCCUCCGCUAGGGAGACCGCACGUUGCCCCUGUGCUUCCUCCGGUGGCGCCUUCUGCAACGACACCUCGACCCUGCUCCCUCUCUGGGGCUGAAUCUGACUCCUCCACGGCGAUCCCAGACGUGAGACCCAAACUGACGGCUUCCAGAAGAGGGGCCAGCCCGGCCACAAGUCGUUCACGUAGCUAACACAUCAUUGCUUCCGGCUUCUUACCGUCCUCCCCUUUGUAAACGGUCACCUCCCGAAAACCCAGGCUCUCCUCCAACAGUGGUUCUCAAGCGAGGCGAUCUUCCCCGAGGGGGAGGAUAUUUGGCAAAGUCUGGGGACAUUUUUGGUUCACUGGGGCUGCUACUUGCAUCCACCGGGUAGAGACGGGGGAUGCAGUUACACAUUCUAAGCAGCACGGGACAUUACCCUUCCCAACCCAGACAGAAUGAGCCGGCCCAAAACGUCAGUAGUGCCCAGGCUGAGAAACCCUGCCUUAAACAAACAGCAAAGAAAGGCCAAGUCCCAUAAGUGGGUCACCGCGCCGGGACUGGGGUCCACGGGACACCCCAGCCACACCGAGCCGGGAAGUCCCCGCCUCCUGGAGCUGAACCCGCCCCUCUCCCAGAGGUGGAACUGCGAGGGGGCGGGAACAGGCACGGAGAAAAUAAACAAGACUAAAAAGUCCUGAGUAGCGCUGUGUGGCUGCAAACCGGAACCCAACUUUUGCACCACGUGGGACCCGGCACUCUUCCUGCCACCCACACCUGAGACGGCUGGGGGGCUGACCCCAGUACUAGAAAACACUCGUCACCUCAAUCAAGACGGGUACAAAGGCCAACGGAUGCCUUCCUUUAGAAAGCUCAGCACACAGAGCAACUUCUCACGCCUACCCUCGAAGGGCGUACUCCAAGUUAGCACUUCCGACGUCCAGCUGUGAUCCCAGAGCUGCGGAAAGCCCCGCCAGCGAGCGCCCGGGCCUGCGCAGACGCGUUGGCGUGGUGGGCGUGGCUCCCUCCGGACCCGGCGUCCCGCCCUCCGCCCCGUGUCCGCAUGCGCGGCUGAGCCGCGGGGGUGGUACUGCUGCAUCCGGGUGUCUGGAGGCCGUGGACGUUUUGUUUUCUUGGCUGAAACCGGUGGAGUGAGGCGGCUGCGCGCGGCGCUACACCGGGCUCCGGAACCACUGCACGACGGGGCUGGACUGACCUGAAAAAAAUGUCUGGAUUUCUAGAGGGCUUGAGAUGCUCAGAAUGCAUUGACUGGGGGGAAAAGCGCAAUACUAUUGCUUCCAUUGCUGCUGGUGUACUAUUUUUUACAGGCUGGUGGAUUAUCAUAGAUGCAGCUGUUAUUUAUCCCACCAUGAAAGAUUUCAACCACUCAUACCAUGCCUGUGGUGUUAUAGCAACCAUAGCCUUCCUAAUGAUUCAUUUCAUCUUGAAUUGACAAGUCCGAGGUGAUAGUACCAGUGAAGGUUGUCUGGGUCAAACAGAAAAAGACAUAGUAUACCCUGGAAUUGCUGUAUUUUUCCAGAAUGCCUUCAUCUUUUUUGGAGGGCUGGUUUUUAAGUUUGGCCGCACUGAAGACUUAUGGCAGUGAAAACAUCCGAUUUCCCACAGCACAACAUCCCUGCUUGGGUUUGUUUGUUUUUUUACUGCUCACUCCCAAUCUUUUGUAAUGCCGUUUUCUAAACUUAUUUCUGAGUGUAGUCUCAGCUUAAAGUUGUGUAAUACUAAAAUCACGAGAACACCCUAUUUAAACCACAACCAAAAAUCUAUUGUGGUAUUCACUUGAUUAACUUAUAAAACGUUAAAGCAAACUUUCACAUGAAUAAUUUUUGUCAAAUUUUAUCAUGGCAUAAUUUGUAAAAAUAAAAAGAAAUUACAAAAGAAAUUAUGGAUUUGUCAGUAUAAGUAUUUGUCAUAUCUGAGGUCCAAAACCACAAUGAAAGUGCUCUGAAGAUUUAAUGUGUUUAUUCAGAUGUGGUCUCUUCUGUGUCAAAUGUUAAAUGAAAUAUAAACAUUUUUUAGUUUUUAAAAUAUUUCAUGGUCAAAAUUCUUCCUCACUGUAAGUGGUAUUUACUUUUACCAAAAAUUCUGUGAACAUGUAGUGUUUGAGUGGCUUUUGAGGGUCUCCCAAGGUGUGAGUGGACGUGUUGGAACAGAGAAGCACCAUGGUCCAGGCACCAGGCUCUCCAUGUCCCUUCCGUGGGAAGCUCUUCCGCUGUGCCUCCCAUUCCAAGGGCAGGAGGAUAUGACUCAGCCAUGACACGUGGUUCUGGUGGGACGCACAGUCACUCCACACCCACCGUUGAAGGAGAGAGGAGGAAAGGAGAGAGAUUUGACACUCCGGUCUUACACAGGGGACAAUUUCUUUGUAGUUGUUCUGAUGAUAAACCGGGUUCCAUGUUUCAUUUCAUCUGUAUGCUGAACCACUAGCCUAAUAGACCAGCACGGUCAACUAGAAUGACAAACAUUAGCUACUGGAAACUCUGGUUGUCUCUUCCUCUUCGGAACUCUUGUCCCCACAGGCUCCCCACCUCUGCAAGAUGGGAUACGCUCUUCAGAACCACAGUUUGAAAUGUCUUUCAUAACGUGCCACAAUUAGCCUUCGGAAUAUUUGCUGGGUGAUUUAAAUGUGUGGGUCUCUUUUCCAUGCUAGCGUCGUCAUCGGACAGUCUCUAUGCUGUGAAUAUUGCCUGGCCAUCAAGACUCUUCUCAAAGAAAUAACUUGCUGUCAUCCCACACGAACUCCUGAUGUUUUUUCUACAAAAGUCCAUAAAAUGUGAAAAUUGGAGAAGAUCUUAGAGGUUGAAGUCUACCUUCUCUUUCACACAGGAGGGAACCCAGACCAUGGAAAUUUAAGUAACUUCCUCACGGUCACAGAACUAGUUUUUUAAUCCUCAGGCAGUGCAUCCCCCCACCCUACAACUGAGCACAACCUCUUUCCCCACAGUGCAAUUCAGAAUAUGCUCAGGGAAUGCCAGCCACCUUGUAAAACUGCUGGGAUAAAAGCAUGAUUCCCACAAGGACUAAGGAUCAGUGAUUUGUAAUUUUCCUGUUUUGUACUAUCUGCUUUGCUCAUGUAGACAAGAGUUAACUGGGUAGCAUACUUUAUUAAGCAUGAGAAAGAAUCUUAAGAAUUGUCAAUAAAAUUAACCCAAAACUUUAAUAAUGUGUCUGUAACCAAGAAAAUAUUGAUAGCAUCAUCCUAAUGAAACUAAACAUUUAUUUUAAACUUAUUAAAUUGACUCUUAAACUAA